Salvia splendens (bonfire salvia) is the source of this 777-nucleotide messenger RNA. RefSeq names its product geranylgeranyl pyrophosphate synthase, chloroplastic. Gene Ontology annotation, biological process: isoprenoid biosynthetic process. The coding region runs from base 1 to 777 and encodes 258 amino acids. The record is from RefSeq and is a predicted model, not a curated record. The transcript is spliced from 2 exons. Gene Ontology annotation, molecular function: geranylgeranyl diphosphate synthase activity. NCBI's taxonomy places the organism in Eukaryota, Viridiplantae, Streptophyta, Magnoliopsida, Lamiales, Lamiaceae.
AUGGGGCUUCUAUUCACACUCCUUUUCCUCUCCCCUCUCUUCCCCUUCUCCCCAGCCUCCGCCGCCGAGCUCAAGACCACCCGCCGCGCCCUUGCCGGUGCCGCCAAUUGCAACAUUUUCCGCGGUAAAUGGGUGUACGACGACUCCUACCCUCUCUACGACUUCUCAUCGACGACCAGUUUAAUUGCCUCAAAUACCGCCGUCCCGAUCGGAAUUACCUCAAGGAUAUUUGCUUUGUUGGCAUUUACUUUGGAAUUCAUGGCGACGGCCACAGUGGGGGUGGCGCCGGAGAGGAUACUGGGGGCGGUGGGGGAGCUGGCAAAGGCGAUCGGGACGGAAGGGCUGGUGGCGGGGCAGGUGGUGGACCUCAACUGCACCGGCGAAGCUAAUGUAGGAUUAGACACGUUGGAAUUCAUACACAUUCACAAAACUUCCGCAUUGCUAGAGUCCUAUGUAGUUUUGGGGGCUAUCUUGGGAGGUGGAAGCAACGAUCAAGUCGAGAAAUUAAGAACUUUUGCUAGGAAAAUCGGUCUGCUCUUCCAAGUUGUGGAUGACAUUUUGGAUGUUACAAAGUCUUCGGAGGAGUUGGGAAAGACGGCCGGGAAGGACUUGGCCGUCGACAAGACUACAUAUCCGAAGCUGCUGGGGCUCAAUAAGGCGUUUGAGUUUGCCGAGAAGCUCAACGAGGAGGCCAAGGCGCAACUGUCUGACUUCGAUCCACUCAAGGCAGCCCCGCUAUCCGCACAGGCGGAUUACAUUACUCAUAGGCAAAAUUAG